Messenger RNA from Thelazia callipaeda (thelaziosis nematode), 1287 nucleotides. The record is from the annotation of a GenBank genome assembly. Lineage: Eukaryota; Metazoa; Nematoda; Chromadorea; Rhabditida; Thelaziidae.
AUGAGGAAUUUUGCGGGAAGAACAGUGCUCAUCACCGGGGCAUCACGUGGUAUUGGCAAAGAAAUAGCUCUGAAAUUAGCUAGAGAUGGUGCAAAUAUUGUUGUAGCUGCGAAAACUACUGAGGUUAAUCCUAAACUACCAGGAACUAUUUAUUCAGCCGUCGAAGAUAUUGAAAAGGCAGGUGGUAAGGGAUUGGCAUGUGUAGUUGAUGUUCGUGAUGAGCAAACUAUAACAAAAGCAGUCUAUGGGACUGUCAAAAAGUUUGGUGGAAUCGAUGUUUUAAUCAAUAAUGCAAGUGCAAUAUCGCUUGCAGGAACAUUACGAACUACCGUUGAAAAAUUUGACUUAAUGCAUCAAAUCAAUGCACGCGGAACAUUCUUAAUGUCUCAGAAAUGUAUUCCUUUUUUAAAAAAGGGCACAAAUCCUCAUAUAUUGAAUAUUAGUCCACCUUUAACCAUGACAAAACAGUGGUUUGCUAAUCAUGUCGCAUAUACAAUGGCCAAGUAUAGUAUGUCAAUGUGUGUGUUGGGUAUGCAUGAGGAACUGCGACCAUUUAAAAUUGCUGUAAAUGCUCUUUGGCCCAAGACAGCCAUCUGGACUACAGCCAUGGAAAUACUUUCAAAUGGAACCGCUGAAAAUCAGUGUCGAAAGCCGACUAUUAUGGCAGAUGCUGCAUAUGCGAUACUUUCUCGGGAUAGUACCACUUACACAGGAAAUUUUGCAAUCGAUGAAUACGUCUUAAGAGAAGAAGGAAUACGAGAUUUCGAUCACUAUCCGAAUAAACAUGUAUUCGAUCUACCGAAUACAUGUUCGGAUGUUUUUUUCAAUUUUAUUUCCAAAAUGGACCACAGAAUAGUAUCUUCAGGAGUUCCACUUCUGCAAGAUUUCUUUAUUCCUGAUGAUGCGAAGGAAGCUACAAAUCUCGAAACACCCGUUCCUAAUUCUGUGCUAAAUGUUAUCAUCGAUAAAAUUAAGCUGCUUAUCACUUCAGAUGUUGUCCAGAAGGUUCAGGCCAUCUGCCGACUCGAUAUUGAAACAAACGCAGUUUUAAUUUCAGGUUCAGAUAUUCAUCAUGUGUACAUAGAUAUGAAAAAUAGAGCUGAAGUGUAUGAGUCAGAGAGUGAUAACGAAGAUGUGGACGUACAUCUUACAACCGAUCUACACACGUUAUCGAAAUUAUUCAACAGCAAAAUUUCAGCAACGGCUGCAUUUGCAUCAGGAAAAUUAAAAAUUAACGGCAAUAUGGAGAAGGCUAUUAUACUUCUAUCACAAAUUGUCAAACCAUAA